GCGGCUUCGGGCCCCAUGUACACCCCGGGCGGGCCGGGGCUGCCCGGCGGGCGGCGGCGCCGGGGGGCGGCGGGCGGGGGGCUCCCGAAGCAGCCGGAGCGGAGCCUGGCCUCGGCGCUGCCCGGCGCCCUCUCCAUCACCGCGCUCUGCACGGCGCUGGCCGAGCCCGCCUGGCUCCGCAUCCACGGCGGGACGUGCGCCCGGCAGGAGCUCGGCGUCGCCGAUGUCCUGGGUUACGUUGACCCCGAGCUGCUCCGAGAUUACUGCAUGAACCCGCAGACCGUGCUGCUGCUCCGGGUCAUCGCCGCCUUCUGCUUCCUGGGAAUCAUCUGCAGCCUCUCCGCUUUUCUCCUGGAUGUCUUCGGACCCAAGCACCCGGCGCUGAAGAUCACCCGGCGCUACGCGUUCGCUCACAUCCUCACAGUCCUGCAGUGCGCCACCGUCAUCGGGUUCUGCUACUGGGCCUCGGAGCUCAUCCUGGCGCAGCAGCAGCAGCACAAGAAGUACCACGGCUCCCAGGUCUACGUCACCUUCGCCGUCAGCUUCUACCUGGUAGCGGGCGCCGGCGGCGCCUCCAUCCUGGCCACGGCCGCCAACCUCCUGCGCCAUUACCCCACCGAGGAGGAGGAGCAGGCCCUGGAGCUGCUCUCCGAGAUGGAGGAGAACGAACCCUACCCCGCCGAGUACGAGGUCAUCAACCAGUUCCAACCGCCGCCGGCCUACACCCCCUGAGCCCGGCGCCGCUUCCUCUGCCCCCCCCCUCCAUCCGCACCCCCAACUCCAUCACUCUU
This is a messenger RNA of Pezoporus occidentalis (night parrot), 791 nucleotides long. RefSeq names its product transmembrane protein 127 (gene TMEM127). Gene Ontology annotation, cellular component: membrane. The transcript has 3 exons. NCBI's taxonomy places the organism in Eukaryota, Metazoa, Chordata, Aves, Psittaciformes, Psittacidae. Gene Ontology annotation, biological process: negative regulation of cell population proliferation; negative regulation of TOR signaling. The coding region runs from base 16 to 732 and encodes 238 amino acids. The record is from RefSeq and is a predicted model, not a curated record.